AUGAAUAUUUUGGAUGAAUUUAAUACAGAUAAUCCAUGCCCAUCGACGAGUGGCAUAGCGCCGAAAAAAGGAAAAUCCGCGAAUCCAUCACAAUGGAAACGGAAUGUAAUAAAGAAGUCUAUUGCUACUGGAAAGGGCUAUUUAAACUAUAAAGGCCGUGAAAUAGGCGAAAGAAAAACUGGACCGGAUUGUUGUUGUAAGAAGUAUAAGUGUUUUGUUCAAAUUAAUGAAGAAGAUAGGAAACUAAUAUUGGAAAAUUUUAAUAAAUUCGAAGAAACCUAUGUGCAAAACGUAUACUUAGGCGGUUUAAUUAAAACUGAGAAUGUCGAAAGGGAAAGAUCUAAAACUGGUACGGGGAAGAAACGGAGUUGUUUACACAAAUAUUAUAUUAAAUUAGGAAAUAGAAAUAUACAAAUUUGCAGAAAUGGCUUUCCAUCUAUCCAUGGAAUAUCCAAAAAGCGUGUAGACAGUGUUGCUAAAGAGUAUCGGGAUCCUACUGUAACUACACCAGCUCAGUCUAAUCGUGGAAAACAUCAAAAUAGACCAAAUCGUAUUCCAAGUGAAUGGGUUUCUAAAGUUGACUCUAAUAUUAGAAGUUUCCCAUGUCGCGAGUCACACUACAGUAGAAAUGAAAGCUCAAGUUAUUAUCUGUCUCCAGAGUUGAACAUUAAAAGGAUGUACCAGUUAUAUUUGAAAAAGCAUGAGCUUGGUCUUGAAGCAUCUGCUAAGCCUAUAGUAUCAUUUGAUUUUUACUACAGAUACUUUAAACAAAAUUUUAAAUACAGUUUUGGGUCACCUCGUUCAGAUACUUGCAAGAAGUGCGACAUGCUGAGUAACAAACUAAAAGAUAAGACAUUUUAUAAUGGGAUAGCGAUGAAACCCAACAAAUACAGAUAG
Parnassius apollo (apollo) is the source of this 897-nucleotide messenger RNA. The record is from the annotation of a GenBank genome assembly. NCBI's taxonomy places the organism in Eukaryota, Metazoa, Arthropoda, Insecta, Lepidoptera, Papilionidae.